This is a messenger RNA of Macrosteles quadrilineatus (aster leafhopper), 3278 nucleotides long. RefSeq names its product J domain-containing protein-like. The record is from RefSeq and is a predicted model, not a curated record. Bases 77 to 607 code for a protein of 176 amino acids. The transcript has 4 exons. NCBI's taxonomy places the organism in Eukaryota, Metazoa, Arthropoda, Insecta, Hemiptera, Cicadellidae. Gene Ontology annotation, cellular component: cytoplasm.
CACAACCAGUGUAGCCUCCGCCGUGUCGUCACCUCGGACAUAACAAGCAUACGUAGACCUUUAGUGCUGUGAAGUCAUGACUAGUGUUGAAGGAAUCCUCAACUACCAGAAGAAGGAAGAGGAAGACCUCUACGGAAUCCUGGGAUGUGACGAGAACGCAACGGAAGAACAAAUAACAGCAGAGUACAAAGUGUUGGCCCUGCAAUACCAUCCUGACAAGAAUGAAGGAAACAAGGAAGCUGAAGCCAAGUUUCAACAACUGAAGGAAGCAAAAGAGAUUCUAUGUGAUCCAGAGAAGAGAGCAAACUACGAUAAAUGGCGACACAGCGGAAUCUCCAUCAGCUAUAAGCAGUGGCUUGGCAUGAAGGAACAUGUACAUCAGUCAAUGCACUGGACCUCUUACAAGACGAAGGACAGGAUGUUACCAGAGACAGCUGGUGAAGGAGUAGCUGCAGGUGCGUCGUCUGCAUCACGACUACCGCCCUCGGCCAGUCGACGUGCGUCUGAAGGUGGAGCGAACAUACACUGGGGCGGACGACAAACCUCCGGCUGGAAAUCUGACACUCCCAAUGAUGUCGUCAGUAAAUUCCGAAACUACGAGAUAUAAGGACAGAUGUAUUUCGCCUUGCGGCUGUUUGAUUAAUCGUGAGUUUGGUGUAUCCCGAUGUUUGUCCACCACCUCGCUCCUUUAUCUGUGAUGUGUGUAUACCUGUACACUGUACAAAGCUCCUAUAUUUUGCUAUUUUUAUUCGUAAAUGUAGGUACACCAUAUAGGUGAAGAUAGAAGAAUGUGUAGGAUUUUGAAUCCUGUACUUUGGAAGGUAGAAGCAAUAAAAUAAAAUUUCCUUGGGAGAAGAUGUAAAUUUUUAUCGCAAUGAAUGUCAUUGAGUCAAACUAUUAAAUUUGAAUUACAAUCACAAACUGUUGUUAUCUUGGGCUCAAGAUGCACCUACCCAAUUGCUUACCUGGUAAUAAAAGUCUGCCAUUGUUUUCAUCAAAAUGUUAUAGCAUUGACCAUCCGUACUAGUCCGUUCAAAAAAUGUUGGCGGUUUAAGGGAAGGGUACCUGGGUUGACAGCAAGUAUUGGUCAAAGUGGCACAAAAGCAAUUGGCGGUAUUAGGAAAAUUCAAAUGCAUAUUCUCCUUUAAAAAUCAAUUUAUAUGCUAGUCAAAGUACUAUGUGAACCAUCAUUGUGGUUAAUAAUAAAAAUUGGAUUUAAAGUUACCGUACAAAAAAUAUUUUAUUUAUGACAAUCUAAAUAAAUCAUAAAAAUGAUUUCUUAAUUGAGUGCAUUCGCAAACAAGUAUUGUGGUUUAUUUUAUGUUUCUAAUAUCUUAUAAUUGAAGUUUCAAAUAAUCUCCAUAGUAAAAUUUGAUCAGUGAAAUGUGAGUUUUAUAUGUAUAAUUAAUAUAAUUAAUAAUUAAUUUAACAAAAUUAAUAUAGUAAUUAUAUUAAUCAUUAAUAUAAUUAAUAUGUAGUAAUAUAAAUUACUAAGGAGGCUAUUCUAGUUUCUUCAAAUACUUACAUAGAAAAUGAAUCUGUAAAGAAAUGGCAUGUAGAUAAAAUCAUGUUUAGCGGGAAAAACUGUAAUUUAUUAUGAUGCCAAGACAGUUAAUUAAUCAUAUUUUUAUAUUUUUUUUUUCAAAAAAUACCCUUUGAAGCUUACACACCAUAUUAGGAACACAAUGUUUAAAAAUGGUAUAGGUACCAAAAUUACAAUUUUUCUCAAGAGGUCAAUGUCUUGUCUAAGGUCAAGAAUGUUAACAUUUAAUGUUUUCAGUUGUUCACUGCUCUAAAAUGCAUUUGUGUAGACAAUCCAUAACUACUUACCAAUUAUGCAUAGGUUUUCUACUUGAAAGUAUAUAUUUUCAUAGAAGCUAUAUUUAAACAUAUAAAGUUUUAAGUACCAGUAAGUCUAGAUUUAAAAAAAUAUAUUCUUAAACUAUAGAUAACUUACUUCAAGUUACAGAUUUUCAGCACAAUUUUAUUUCUAGCUUAUUAAUAUUGUUAAUUGUAAACUGUAAUAACACAUUAUUACGUUUAAUUAUUUUUAAUUUUGUUCGAAAGCUAUACUUCACAAACUAGUUUUUAUCAUUGAGAUUACUGUAUUGUACAAAGAAUGGUUUAUAGUCAAGGUUUAUAUUAGUUCAGAUAAUAAGUUUAUUAAUAUUUGUUAAACUAGUUUGUUGUUAAUGUUUUAAGUUUCUAUAUAACUAGAGUUUACUAUAUUGUAUUUUAUAGAAGUUCAAAAGUUGAGUGAUCUUCAAUGGUGCUUCCUACACUUUCCUCUUAUGUGGUAUAAAUAAAGAAGUGUUUGAGUUUAUUUCAAACAUAGAACACCAGUAGAGUAACUAUUUUACUAAAUAUUAUUAAACUGAUGUCUAUUUAUGAACUUUCUAAGAUCAAUCAGUUUGUAAAAAAAUGUGGCAAAAUAUUAUAUAUUUAAUUUAAUCUAACUUACUGAAUCUUGCCUUCUGUAUCUAAUUUAAUUAAUUUCUUUACCCUAGAAUAAUUUAUGCUUACUCUUGCCAGAUAAGAAUUCUAUCUAUAAUUUGUAACUUCUUAUUUUAAGUAAUUCUGUCAUUUUGGACCUCACAUGUAGGCAAGUGGUCGGUCUUGUUUAAUGAAAAUUUGUGAAUUUCUAUAUAAUAAACACUCUUAAGUUGGUAGAAAUUAUAAUAGGUAAACAAUAAACAUAUAGACUAAUUUAAGCAUGGAAAGUGUUUUUGUGAGACAUAAAUUCUUAUGUUGGUAAUUUAAAAUAUUCAACAAUCACACCUCUAACAGAUUGACUUUUAGUGUAACAUUUUGGAAACACAGGGUAUAAAAAUUUAGGAUUCAUAUUGUCGAAUGUCUUUUGAAACAGUACAUUCAAUAUUAUGAAGUAAAUCUAUCAAUUACAAUUCUGUAUUGUCUUUUACGUAUGGAUUCUAGAACCUAAGAAUAUCCUACAUCAAUUAACAAUCUUUAAAUGUUCUAUAACCUAUAAAUCCCACACAAACGCACAAUAUUUACAUUAUGUUCAGUAUUUUUGUUAAAUAAAAAAUCACUGGUGAGUUUUUGUGUGGUUUAAUUUAUUUUGAAGUGUUGCUGUUAUUACAUUGAUAAAAUACAUGGAGCAUAAUGUUUUAGUCGGCUCCCUGUUGGAUUUGUUACACAUAACAUGUCUGCAGGUAAUAGGCUUUACGCCUUAUAAAUAUUUCCUGUAAAUGCGUGUGAGUGUUACUGCUCGUAACACGUUGGUGUCGAUGCAAUAAAAUGUAUGUAUUGACUUGAAA